UCCGCUGAUAUGGGAGCUCUCCUCCCUCCUUCCUCUCUCUGCAUAAGAAUCUGCUCUCAUCCUCUUCACGAGUCGUCGUCAGCGUCCUCGCUUUGCUAAUUCAUCAUCGCAAUGUUGCAAUCGACAGUGAUUCGCGCGCCUGCACCUCGCCUUAAUCCGGCAAGUGAAUGGGCCGGCUCGGCCAGUCGCCCCACCCCACGCAGCUUCUGCUGCCACAAUCUUCCGCCCACAUUUCCUCCUCUCUCUACCAGCUCCUUCGUGACCCGGCUCCCCUCCACCGUCGCGUACUGCUCUCGUGCGCCUGAGCCCAACCCUGAUUCCGCGGGGGACCAGCUCGACGAGCCGGACCCCAACGUGCAGAGCCUGAGAGAGAGCAAUGGCGGCGGCGAGGGAUCCGAUAGGUCUCAGGAUGCUAAUAUGCUUGAGGACUCUCCCCAACAAGAGUAUUUUCGUGGUAUCCCAAUAGAGGUUGCAAAUAAUAUGCCUAAGGACUCUCCCCAACAAGAGUAUGUUUAUGGUUUCCCAAAAGAGGAUGCUAGUAUGCCUGAGGACUCUCCCCAACAAGAGUAUUUUAAUGGUAUCCCAAUAGAGUAUAUUCCCCUGCUAGCGUAUUGGAAAAGCUGUUCACGUGAGGAAAUUAGAGAGAAAUGCAGGGCAAUAUCAUUGGCGAUGAAUUAUGGUGAGGAGGCAUUGGACAAUUUUUACCGAGAAAUGAGCAAGGAAGUCGAGACAAUUCUUCACGAGGGAGACCCUUGUAGGAGGCUACCUGAGGAACUCUUCAGGAGGGUGGUGGUCACAUGCGUGUCCGAGGACUGCAAGGACAAUGACUGCAUCUACGUGUACGUGCUCCGGAGGCGGAAAGGGAGGAAAGAUAGGUCUCAAGUGAGGGCUGCAAAGGAAUCAUGCAGAGAAGUAGAAGUAGAGUUUACUAUGACUUACCUUGUGGAUUAUAAGGCGAGAGCAUUUAAUUGGCCUAAUGAUAAGUUUCCGUUUGGAGUGAGUUCGAUACCGCAUAAAUUGAAGGUUGUUAAUAAGUUUGAGUUCUCUGGCGGAGAUGUAUAUGGUGUAGCGAGUGAAGAAGCAAGGAAGUACGCUGGCUGGUUGAUUGCCCAAAACAAGUUAGCCUUCAAGGACAUGGGCAAAGACAUGAGCAAUGCAUCACUUUUGCAUGCAAAGGGAGUGGAUCGUCUGGAAGUUCCUUUGAAAAAACUGGCGGUUUCUACUGUUAGAAUGCUUUCGUCUUUGUCUCUUUGGGUGUCGCGGUUGCUAGGGUGGCCAUCCCAUCUGGUUUCUACUUUGGAAGGAAGAAAUGAAAUGUGAAACAAUUUUGUUGGAUAACCUUUGUGACGACGUAGUUUACAUGGAUGCAGCACCACGGAAAUUUGCACCAUGGAAAUUGCUCUCGAUCAAUCUUAUUUAGUGACUUUUAUCCGUGGUGUGGCAUGUAAUUUUCGUAAUAAGCUUCUGGUAUUCAAGGUA
Eucalyptus grandis is the source of this 1479-nucleotide messenger RNA. RefSeq lists its product as uncharacterized. The transcript has 12 exons. Lineage: Eukaryota; Viridiplantae; Streptophyta; Magnoliopsida; Myrtales; Myrtaceae. Bases 112 to 1320 code for a protein of 402 amino acids. The record is from RefSeq and is a predicted model, not a curated record.